Messenger RNA from Penicillium macrosclerotiorum, 1170 nucleotides. RefSeq names its product FAD-dependent oxidoreductase. NCBI's taxonomy places the organism in Eukaryota, Fungi, Ascomycota, Eurotiomycetes, Eurotiales, Aspergillaceae. Gene Ontology annotation, molecular function: monooxygenase activity; FAD binding. The coding region runs from base 1 to 1170 and encodes 389 amino acids. The record is from RefSeq and is a predicted model, not a curated record. Gene Ontology annotation, biological process: secondary metabolite biosynthetic process. The transcript has 4 exons.
AUGGCGAGCACUUGUAAUUCACGACCCGUGUUUACUAUUCUCAUUGUGGGCUGCGGUCUUAGUGGACUGGCAUCUGCACUGGCUCUUGCUCAGGCCGGUCAUCGUGUGACGGUCUUUGAGCGUAGUGUUAAACUACAAGAAAUUGGUGCUGGAAUCCAGUUAUCACCCAAUGCGACGCGUCUGCUUCAACAUUGGGGCGUCUUCGAGGAGGUCCUCAAGUAUGGUGACCGACCAGAGGCCGGCACGUUUCGCUCCUACCGAGGCGAUGUUCUCUCACAAUCCCCCCUCGAAGUCAAAGAUAUCAACUUUAACAAGCCCUCACUACGCCUCUCGACUGGCGAAGUCUACGAAGCAGAUCUGAUCCUUGGUGCUGACGGAGAGAGAUCCCGCUGCAGAGGUGGCCUAUUGGGUCGUGAGGAUCCUCCUUACAGUCCCGGAGAUGUCGUAUACCGAGUCUCGGUCCCUAUGAAAGACAUAACGCCAGAGCAUCUGGCUUGGGACCUCAAAAGAAGAUCUAGUGUCAAUUUCUGGAUGGGACGGGGCGGACAUGUGGUCUCGUAUCUCAUCCAGCACGAUAUGCUGAACAUAGUCCUGAUUUACGCUGAAGGUGGAAGCGGCAAAGUGAUGUAUGGUCCGCAAAGAGCUGAUAUUGAAGAGUUCAGAAGCAAGAUUUUGGGCUGGGACCCGGUGCUCCAUGAGCUUAUCAACGUGGAAGGGUCUGUUUGCACGAAAUGGACGUUAUUCCAGAUUCAUGAGCCCAUCAAUUGGUGCCAUGACAGUGGACGCUUCGUACUCAUUGGUGAUGCCGCCCACGCCAUAUUGCCAUGCCUAGCCCAAGGUGCUGCACAAGCCUUUGAAGAUGCAGGUGUCUUAGGAGGAAUCUUCAGCCAAUCAGUGCGACACGACCAAAUUCCCGAUGCUCUUCGGGUAUUCGAGGAAGUUCGAAAACCACGGGCUUCGGAUGUCCGACAUCACACCUUGAAGCAAAAGGCCAUGUUUGCCCUUUCUGAUGGUCCGGAGCAGGAGGAACGCGACGCAAGGCUCCGUGCGGGUGAAGACUUUGCGCUUUUUGAGUGGCUCUGGAGUUACAAUGCUGCUGAGAUGGGUCGAGAUGCGUGGAGUCGGGCUUUAACCGAGACUCGCGCAAAUAAAAUCAAAGCCCGCAACUAA